This is a messenger RNA of Paramisgurnus dabryanus, 5297 nucleotides long. It is a transcript of the gene arhgap29a, whose product is annotated as Rho GTPase activating protein 29a. Gene Ontology annotation, biological process: signal transduction; activation of GTPase activity. Gene Ontology annotation, molecular function: GTPase activator activity. Gene Ontology annotation, cellular component: cytoplasm. The record is from RefSeq and is a predicted model, not a curated record. NCBI's taxonomy places the organism in Eukaryota, Metazoa, Chordata, Actinopteri, Cypriniformes, Cobitidae.
AGCAAGAGGAACGUAAGAAGCAACUCUCACGCAUUACUUUGGUUGACGAGACAGUUACGGUGCACGGACGGGGAUUUAAUGCUAUUUUGGAUAUUAAGUUUUAGUUUCUGAUGUCCACCCAUCUCUGUGCAGUGAUCCAGACAUGCUUCUUAAGCCCUGCUGUCUGUGUUGAGGAAGCUUUGGGAAUUUGAGAAUCUCCAGGGGAAUUUGCACAAGGUUCCUUUCAAACUGGAUGCAGCUGGGAUGCUCGCUGCCGGGAUGCUGCAGCAAAGCAGUGGAGGAUCGAACAAGCGCUCGCUGGGAAUUGCACGCUUGUCCAACUCCAACUUUUUUCCCCUCUCCUCCGGCCCAGGGUCCUCGGGUUUGGGCCGAAAGGUGAAGAGCGGAUCCCUCAGCUCCAUCAGCUCUGGGUCGGACAGCGUGGACACGGCAGGUGCCGAUCCCGAAUACAUAAUGCAGCUGGUCAACGAUGUGCGGAGAUUUGCAGAAGUGCUGCUUCACCUAAAGGAAGCUAUUAAUACCAAAGAACACCAGGAUUGUCUACACCAAGUGGUUCAUGAGCGUCUCGGAGAGCUGUUGCGUGUAUUGAAAGCCUUGAUUUCCAAACAUCACUCCUUGAAUUCAGUGGAGAUCCUCAGUGCUACGGGAAUCCUCAUUGCGAAGGUCAAAGGUGUGAACUUCAAGGAAGUGAAUGAGGACAAUAAACAGACUCUAUUUUCUGAGAUCUACACUUCCAUAGAUACAUUGGCCUUCACGUUUGGCAAUGUAGUGUCUGACUUCCUUAUGGGAGAUGUAGAGAACGGUUCGGCCUCGGGGCUUCCUCAGACCCGCAGGAGCAGGUCUUUUGAGAACCUGACGGUGGAGUCUGGCGGAUGUGGAACUGAAAACGAUGAUCCUCCAGGUCCCUCUCCGCCCGGGCGGCUGGAGGAGAUGGAUGGGACUUUGCUCCGGAGUGACAGCGGCGUGGAGUCGGCCUUGCUCUAUGCCAAAGCUUGGUCAAAAUACACCAAGGAGCUUCUGGCCUGGGUGGAGAAACGCAUUAUUAUGGACAUUGAGUGUGCAAAGAGCUACGCCAAGAUGGCCGAAUCUGCAAAGGCGCUGGCGUCUCAGCAGGAGCACAUGCCAUUCCGGGAUAUUUACGUAUCUGCCUUCAAGAACGACAUCGAGUACAGCCAGCUUAUAAUGCAAACCACUGCCGUGCUCCAGGCUAAUAAAUUCAUGCAGCCUUUGCAAGCUCGAAAAAAUGAGCUCGACAAAUUGAGGAAGGAAGUGAAAGAACAGUGGCAGAGAGAGCUGAAGAAAAUGAACGAAGCAGAUAGUGCGCUGAAAAAGGCUCGGCUGCUUCAGGCACAGAGACAGGAGGAGUAUGAAAAGGCCAAAUACUCCACCAGUCGAGUGGAGGAGGAACUGAUCGGAACGGCGGGCGGAAAACAGCUGGAGAAGAGACGCAAACUUGAGGAGGAGGCUCUGCAAAAGGCAGAGGAAGCCAAGGAAUAUCACAAACAGUGCAUCACAGAUGUCGGGGUGAAGCGAGUCGACCUGGCCAACACUAAAAGCGAGAUCCUCACUCAGAUACGAGAGCUUGUGUUUCAAUGUGACCUGACCCUGAAAGCAGUGACCGUGAACUGGUUCCAGUUGCAACAAGCUCAAGUGGUUUCUUUGCCUGUCAACUAUCAGUCGCUGUGUGAGAAUGCUAAACUUUAUGAACCCGGUCUGUGUUACACCGAGUUUGUGAAAAGUUUGCCUUCCAGAGGGGAAUCCUUCUCAUUUAACAACAUACCUGCCACACAAAACUCAGGGUUGCCUUCCUUGAAGCGAGUGAUCAGCGGCACUCAUUCAUCUCAGGUUCACCUGUCACAGGUGUCUUUUGCACCUGGAGACUUCCUGAGCGCAGACGAGGUUGAAAGUCACGUCCAAGCACGUACAGGAAAGAUGACGGACAGACGCUCAAACAGUAGCACGGAUAUUCAAGCGCUGAAGAACCAUGGUCCGUUCCGUGUCUGGAGAUCGAGCAGUCAAGGCGGAGGAAUGUGCAGUGAUUCAGAGAGCGCUGGAGGUAGCAGUGAAUCUCGCUCUAUGGAUUCACCUACGGCAAGCCCAGGUGAUUUCAAGAGGAGACUUCCCAGAACUCCCUCCACAGGCACCAUGUCCUCAGCGGAUGACCUGGAUGAUAGAGAACCCCCAUCCCCAUCAGAAAAUUGUCUGAACGAAAUGAUAACGGAGGCUACCAGCUCACCCGGACCAUUCCGGAACACGCAGAUGUCCAAAGCCGCUCAGACGCACAAACUACGAAAGCUCCGCGCUCCGUCGAAAUGCAGGGAAUGCGACAGUCUUGUGGUAUUUCAUGGCGCUGAAUGCGAGGAGUGUUCCCUUGCUUGUCAUAAGAAGUGUUUGGAGACUCUCGCCAUCCAGUGUGGACAUAAGAAGCUCCAAGGAAAACUGCAUCUAUUUGCUAUCGACUUUGCUCAGGCAGCCAAAAACAGUCCCGAUGGAAUUCCUUUCAUUAUCAAAAAAUGCACAUCGGAGAUCGAAAACAGAGCUUUGAAUAUCAAGGGCAUAUACCGUGUUAAUGGAGCCAAGUCACGGGUGGAGAAGCUUUGUCAAGCCUUUGAGAACGGCAAGGAUUUAGUGGAGCUCUCAGAGCUUUACCCUCAUGACAUCAGCAACGUCCUCAAGCUCUAUCUUCGCCAGCUCCCAGAGCCUCUUAUUCUGUUCCGUUACUAUAACGACUUCAUCGGAUUGGCCAAAGAAAGUCAGAGCAUCAUUGUCGAUGAAGUAGAGGCAUCAAGAGGAAGCCCCGCCUCCGAAAUCAGUGUGGAGCUCAAACGGGUCCUCUUCAAGAUUAAAGAUCUGCUGCGUCAGCUGCCUCCAGCCCACUACAAAACCCUGCAGUUUCUCAUACAGCACUUAAACAGGGUCUCAGAAAGAUCAGAUGAAAACAAGAUGACCGCCAGCAAUCUGGGCAUCAUAUUCGGCCCCACGCUGAUCAAACCCCGUCAGACUGAAGCGGAGGUUUCUCUCUCGUCUCUGGUGGACUACCCCUACCAGGCCCUAAUCGUGGAGCUUCUGGUCCGGCAUUACGAGAUGAUCUUUGAUACACCCUUGAGUCCUCUUCCACCUUCCUCCCCUGUAGGAGAGAGCUCACCGCUUCCCAUUAAAUCACGUUUAACCUCUCGAGAGAAAAACCAACAGCUAAGCCGACAUUCAAAGUCGAUGGUGGACAUUAAAGAGCAACAACCAAAGGUUAAGUCGUAUAAACGAUAUUCCUCAGUAAUACCAUCCAUGCACUUGAUGGACGAAGUAAAGGAGGGGAAGAUCAGGUCUGACACAGAGUUUGCAGCAGUUGGAGAUGUGGAGGAUCUCAACAAACUCCUGUCCACAAGCGUCCCUGAAAUGCGCAACUCUCCCGGCUUGACCCGCCGCAACCACGUGUCCAGAGUUCAGCUGCGGCCUCCGAGACCAAAAAUGGGCUCCCGACCGCUAAGCAUGCCCGCAGAGCGUUUCCUGAAUCUGUCCAAAGUGGACGAAUGUAACGCUAAGAACACAACGGAGCAGAAAGAGGACUGCCCUCGCGAUCCCGUCAUCGAGGAGGUGUCCGAAUCCAUGCCGGACAAAUCCAAGUCCAAAGCGAGCAACCAUUACAGAAAGUCUUACAUUGAUACACAAACGUUGCGCAGGACUUGGGACAAGCAGUAUAAGCAUCACGAAAUCAGCCCUAAAACAUUUAAGGCCGACUCAGAGGUUGACACCUCCAACGAUUUGUCGUCUUCUCUUACGUCGACAUCUUUCUCAGAACACUCCAAAACGGCAAGCACCAUUAAUGCUCUCAGACCCCGCACGACCAUCGUGAGACCCGUGCGGACUUUACGUAGAGAAGGGAACGUCAGCGAGUACAGCCCCGUUCCUACGACCUUCAGGCCGCCAAGAACUCUGCAACCUCCACCUGGAACCUUCUACAAACCUCCAGGUUACAAAACCUUAGCAAAGGUUGAGCUGAAGACAACCAGAGCAACAGCAAACAGCACCGAGGAGGAAGAGGAAGAUGAUGAUGAUGACGAUGAUGAGGAAGAAGAAGCGUUCACUGUGGAAGUCUCAGUUGAUGACCCCGAUCUGGACACAGAACCUUCCACAGAGCAAGAUUCCCAGAAUACAAUUCCCAGAUCCCCCACCUCCAGCCUCGAGGAACUUGGCCAAAAUGAGACCAAACCUGUUUACCAGAGACUACGGUCCCGCUGUAUGCAGGAUCUUGAACACAGGGAGGCUCACUUUGUCUGAUCUAUUUAAAGUUUUGGACGCUGAGAAGGGGGGCAAACCCAUUAAAUUUGCUUCUGGACCUGUGACUGUGUAUGUGGAAAUGUUUCCAUUACUGUGAAGCGAUCCAAGGAAGUGUUAAAUUAGAAUAUAUAUAUAUUUUAAUAUAUUCUGCAUCUACCAUUUGUAGAUAAUCAAUAACAAAACCUUGGACAACAAUGGACAUAAUAUGCACUUAAAAUGCUUAUCCACAAAUGCAACAAAGACAUUUUUGCAGAAAGUCACAGUCACUGCGCGGUUUCAUUUACGUUGUAUGUAGUUUUCAUUAAAUCGUUGUUUAAUGUAUUCUGUAUAUGUUUUUGUUUUACACCAAAACUAAACUGACGAAGCUGUUACUGUUAAGUAUUGUCACUUUAUUAUAAUCAUAAAAGAUGCACUUAUUAGAUUUAUUAGAACCACACGUUUGCUACUGAAAUGUCGAACUACAUGCAGUGUUAAUGUUAUUCAAGAACAACAGAUAGAUGUCAUUUGGUCUGUCUGUGUAUAUAUAAUAAACCCAAACACCAGCUGUGAUAAAUAUACUUGUUAAAAAGUGUUUUGUAAAAGUCUCCAAAUGUGCUUUUUUAUCGUUUGCCUCAUUUUUUACAUAGAAAUGUUAUUCUUGGGAAUCAUUGUUAACAGAGUUUGUCCAAAGUGUUUUUUUUUUUUGUACAUAAGCUUGCAUUUCAUAAAAACCCUGAAAUGUCCGUAUACCCAAAACAAGCAAAUCUAGCCAAAGUAAGUGCCUUUAUUUAUGAGCGCUCACUGCCUGGUAUCCAUCAUACAUUACCUAUGAACUGAACAGCAUAUCUAGUUGUGAUAUACUGUCAUUGCUGUCUAGACCUAAUCAUUAUCUUGUAAAUGAUAUAUCUGUUUGACAUUUGUGAUAUCAUUGAUACUUUCAAAACAGCAUUUUCAAGAUGUCUUAACCUCCCUCAAGUGUAUAAACAGGUACAUGUGAGAAUACACACUUGUAACUUAUUAAAACUGAUGUUGUCACACAUGAA